UUCUUUCUUUCAAUAUGUCAUAAAAUCCAUUUUGUUAAGCGAGUAAUUUGAUAGGUGAAAGAUAAUGGGAGUCGUAAGACCGAGUCUAGUGAAAACAUUUGUUGGUCAACUCCUUUGAUUCAUGCCAUCCACCUAAAUCCUACACAUUUUCAGCAUCAUUCCCAUUUUAUAAACAACCACCAUUUACACCUCCCACACGCCAUGGCAAUGUUGAGCUUCCUCGGAGUUUCCGCCCGAACAUUUCUUCGGGCUGCUUCAAGCAAGUCGGUUCGGGCCUACGGUUCAGCUGUUGCAGCUCACUUUGAUUACGACAAUGAGGAGGAUAUGGAGGAACCAUCAGGAUCAGUUCCACGCAGAGGAGUACAGUGGCUGAUCAUGGGUCAUCCAAUGACGCAGAGACACGUGUACGCCCAAUGGCUGUCCAAACUUAUGGACGUUCCAUAUAUUUCCAUGGGCUCUCUCGUACCUCAACAACUCAACCCUCACUAUAACAAGAUAUCAAGUGUUGUGAAUGAGGGAAAGCAUGUUCCAGAAGAAGUUAUUUUUGGUUUGUUAUCAAAGAGGCUAGAAGAAGGUCAUUGCAGAGGUGAAAACGGGUUCAUUUUAGAUGGAAUUCCUCGUACAAUGCUUCAGGCUGAAAUCCUUGACAAAGUUGUGGACAUAGAUUUAGUUCUGAAUCUCAAGUGUUCCGUGUCAAAGAAUGAUAGAAGCAAUGGAAUUUAUUCAACUGAAGAUCAACUCCUUAAGAGAGGUAAUUUAAUGUCUUCAAGGGUCAUGGAUGGUGGUGCCUGGAAAGAGAAGCAAUAUGAUCAUGAUGAACAGAUCAAACCCUUAGAAGAAUAUUAUAGGAAGCAGAAAAAGCUCCUCAAUUAUCAAGUAGCAGGAGGGCCUGCUGAAACUUGGCAAGGCCUUUUGGCUGCAUUGCAACUUCAGCACAUGAUGAGUGCAGUUGGUUCAACACAGUUGACUGCAGGAUGCUGAUACGAUUCUCCUGUGUUACUUAAUUCUUUUUGCAAGUAUAUUAUGUGCAGUGAUAUGAGUGUAUCAAUAUCAGUUUUGACCGGCAAUGUAUAGCUAGUUUUUGUUUCAUUCUUGUUUACGAGUGUAACCAUGUUAUCUCUAGCAGAACACAGUUUGUAAAAUGUUCCAUCUAUAUAACUAUUGAGUGUGGUUUCGUGUGUUAA
Messenger RNA from Solanum lycopersicum (tomato), 1184 nucleotides. RefSeq names its product probable adenylate kinase 7, mitochondrial. The record is from RefSeq and is a predicted model, not a curated record. Gene Ontology annotation, biological process: nucleobase-containing compound metabolic process. Gene Ontology annotation, molecular function: ATP binding; AMP kinase activity. Lineage: Eukaryota; Viridiplantae; Streptophyta; Magnoliopsida; Solanales; Solanaceae. Gene Ontology annotation, cellular component: cytoplasm; mitochondrion.